Lottia gigantea (owl limpet) is the source of this 240-nucleotide messenger RNA. RefSeq lists its product as hypothetical. The annotation marks the transcript as partial. NCBI's taxonomy places the organism in Eukaryota, Metazoa, Mollusca, Gastropoda, Lottiidae. The transcript has a single exon. The record is from RefSeq and is a predicted model, not a curated record.
CAUUCACAUACUUACUCUGAAAACAACACUUACAUACUUACUGAAAACAACACUCACAUACUUACUGAAAACAACACUUACAUACUUACUGAAAACAACACUUACAUACUUACUGAAAACAACACUCACAUACUUACUGAAAACAACAUUCACAUACUUACUCUGAAAACAACACUUACAUACUUACUGAAAACAACACUCACAUACUUACUGAAAACAACAUUCACAUACUUACUCUGA